Messenger RNA from Porites lobata, 31188 nucleotides. NCBI's taxonomy places the organism in Eukaryota, Metazoa, Cnidaria, Anthozoa, Scleractinia, Poritidae. The record is from the annotation of a GenBank genome assembly.
AUGGCGGCCGUACAGAACCAAAAUAGCGCUCUUCCAAAUUUAAAGAAUUUGACCCGCGAAAACUUCGGUAAGCUGUCCAACCAACAGCACAAGGUAAGCUUUGUACCACUUGGUUAUAAACGCAGUAUUAGCGGCCUGCAGAAUUGGAAAACGUCCACUUCGCUGGAUCAUCUCGUUGAAGGUUCACAAGCUGCGAAAUGGCUUCAGUGUGAUGUAUAAUUUCUUCUCGGGUUGUUGUCCUUUCUUUUAGGCGCUACAAGACCUCAUCAGGCCUCAUAUAGAAUCCUUCAAUUUUAUGUCAGAAGAAGGUCUUUCGUUGGCGGUUCAGGUACUUCUGUAGCUUUUAUUUCAUAAUUAUAUAGUUUUAUUGAUAUUUUUUAAGUUGCUGUAUGCACAGGCUACCCAGACGUAGUGUGCGUCAAGUCAUUACACAAAGAGAUAAUGGUAAAGAUAUAUUUAUUUGAAAUAUUACAUAUUUUUAAAUUCUUGUUCGGUCGAAUAUCGUUGACUCUUAGGCUAGCUCCGAUCCAUCCAAUUUUUUUUUACCAUGUUGUUGACACCCACUACAUCUAGGCUGCCGGUCCUGUAUAGAGUAUUCAGAUUUUCUCUGCAAGUGUAACGAAUGUUAGUAGGACUAUAAAUAUUGAAUGACACACUUAUGGGCAAGCUAAGGUAGUGUGGUCGGCAAGAAUGUCAUGUUAGCCUACUGGUCUUACGUAGGUGAGUACAGUCUUGGUGGGUGGGUCCACUGGUGGGUGGGGUGGCUGGUGAAAACACAGGCAGCCCAUGCUCAGCAGGAAGGUUACCUGUGGUAUAAUAUUGCAUUCUCUUAAAAUAUAUGUAAACAUGGAAGAUUUGUAUGGAACUCCUUUGCAGAGGUUCGCAGUAAGAAAUGCUAUACCUUAUAUUCAUGGUCUGUUCUUGCUUCUUGUGUGGUUAUUUCCCUGAUCCGACCGACUCAAGGAAUGUUUUUUUUCAAUCCUUUGUUUUCGCCUUAAGAGAGAGCUAGGUAAACACAGUCUGGACAGCCACCAAACAAAGCCAAAAUUUUGAGGUUAAAAUAACCUGCGGUCACAAUUUCACCACAGAAACCAAUUGUCAAGGCAGGAGUUAGCGAACUUUGCAGUAGCCAGGGAGUGGACUUGUUAGCUUUCCAUAUAUUACUUUUUUAAGACCACUGCAGUUUUAGCCACUUGAAGCAUUAUAAUCUCUAAUGGUUGGUGUUUACAUCCUGGUUAGUGAAUUAUUCUUGGUGUCUUCAUUAUUUUAGGGUAUUUUUCCACAAGAAUUUCUCCUUGGGAAUGGUCAAAAAGUAACUCUGUACUUCACAGUAAGUCCUUUAAAAAUAAUCCAUGUUUAAAUAAAAUUGUUCAAUAUUACAGACAAAGAGAAGACUGCAUGCUGCGUGCAAAAUCUUAUAAUAUGGGGAAACAGAGACUAUGUGCAUUAAAUUUCUUUUAACUGCUGCUGACAAGCCCUGUGCUUAGACAUCUUUGUAAGGGGUCUUAAGAGAGCUUGUAAAUGGAGGGGCUUACAUCUGAGGGGACUUACAACCGAAAAAGAAAGAGCAUUUUGAAGCAAGCUUAAACAGUGCUGAUCAAAAUACAUUUUUUCAUUUGCUGGUUUUUAUUAUCGGGAAGCUUAUAUUGGGGGGCGGGGGCGGUUGGUGCUUAUAAUGAGAUGUAUUUGUUUUUUUACAAGUGGAUGGGCUCAUAACUGGGGGGCUUAUAAGUUGGAGGGUUAGUAUUAUCACAGUUUAGGGUAUAUCCCUUUAAGCCUUAAUAUCAACAUAAAAAUUCUCCAUGUAGUGAACUCCAUACAUUUCCUUGGAAUGCUAUUUGUGAGAUUUUGGUGCUAGAUCAACACAUUUUCCCUUUGUUUGGUGAUCAUUUUCUUAAUUAUCAUAACCUUUUCUGUUGAAUACUGUACUGUUAUCAUUAGGAGAAAAUUGAUGUUGGUCACUCUUGGGACUAAAAGGGAUAUAGCCUAAAAAGUAUUUUUGUUCUCUAAUAUAUGUGUACUUCUUCUGUAUUGUAAUAUACAGCCAAAGCUCUCUGUGAGACAAUUAGUAAACAAGCAAGAUGUUGUCUGAACUGUCAACCUGUUGCAAUCUCAUGGUUAGCUUCUGGGAUGAAUCUUAUUGACAAUGAUAAUUUCAUUAUAUUAGUUUCUGCUGUUUACAUGUACGUUUUCACUGCUUAUGUUUAGGAUGCUUCUAUUGGCAUUCCAACAUUAUCAGAAAACAACCUACAUGCCACACAGUACAAGGUCUUUCCUUCUGAGGUAUAUUUGCACUCAUUAGAGCUUGUGUUAUAAUCUGUCAAUUUGGUAAGAUCUGUUCUCAAGUUAAAGCAGUAUUCAUCCUAGUUUCAUUCAGAGUUUCUUUUGUUUCAUAACUGUUCAUAGUGUAAUGUUCAUUAUUAUAUAAUUUUAUGUUACUGGUAUCGUAAGUAAAUGUAAUUCAGGUGUCAGAGGUUAAGUAUGCUGCUCACAAGAUUAUCAUAGUUACCUUUCAACUGCAGCUGCUGCUCCCACAGAUUUUCUUAAGCUACCUACAAACCAAUGCAACAACUUCCAACAUUGUUGGCCCAAUAAUGCCCAGUUAUUGCAUCCAUUUGCACAAAGCUAAAAGUUUAACCAGUUUCAAACUUUGUGCAACAACUCCCAACAAUAUGCAACAACAUCAUGCAACAGGAUGUGCAAACAGAUGCAACAUGUCACAUCCAACAAUGUUGGGAGAUGUUGCACAGUGCCUCCCUAUGCUGAUCUACGUGUACUGGUGAUGGGUUUAACUGUCCCUGUUCUAAUUUUGUUUCAUAGUGUCGGGAACGUGGAACUACAUACAAAGCCAAACUUCAGGUGACUUUACAAUGGAAGCUUGAUAACCAGCUGCAAGGAAAUGUAACCAAAGCUAUAGCAAAUAUUCCCAUCAUGGUGAAGGUGAGGGUAUAUAUUCAAUAUUUUAUACUUGAUUUUAAAUUUUUAUUUUUUUGUGUGUGCGUGUUUUGGUAUGGUAUUAUGUAUGAUAAAGAGUUUGAAGCAAUGGAAAAUAAAUUAAACCUUAACAUCAGCAUCAGGGCUCAAAACCUACACUGUACUUUUAAUGACCUUUACAACUUGAUUCAGGGUCACUGCAAUUAUGGAUGGCACCAAAAAGUACAUUUGAUUUUAUUACCUAACACUAACUUCAUGUGAUCUUUUCAGUCCAACAACUGUUCCCUGGCAAAACUCACACCAAAAGAACUUGUUCGCCACCAUGAAGAAGCUGAGGUAUGUGUGGUAUCCAUGUUCGCUAUGAGCUUCAUUGGUUGCCAGUUUUUUAUUGUAUAUAUUUUAAAACUUUAAGUAUUAUUAGCUAAUCAAUUAGCAAUAGGUCCUGUUUUAUGUAUUCAUUGAGAUUACAUUGCUUUAUCGUGUUGGACCAUCCUAAGACCAUCCUACUAGAUUGUUUUCCACUGCUGCCCCUACAUUGAAGAACAGCCUUCCUGCGCAUAUCCAUGAUAUCGAAUCACUGUGCACUUUUAAGGGACAUGUCAAAACAUAUCUUUUUAUAUUAGCUUUUACGUAGUUUUAAAAUAUUUUUUAUUUUAUUUUCAUUUUAUAAAUUUUUUUUAAAUUAGUAUUUUUACUAUUUUUUACUUUUUUAUAGGUUUUAUUUAUCAUAGAUUCAUUUUAUAAAUUUUUAAAACUAGUAUGUAGACAAUGUACAACACUUUUGAUCAUUCUUUAUGUUAAAAGGCACUAUAGCAAAUUAAUAAAUCAUCAUUAUCAUCAUUUUUAUUAUUAUUAUUAUUAUUAUUAUUAUUAUUAUUAUUAUUACCAGUGAUGCACAUGUACUAUUAAUGUCAGUGAAAAGUAUUUUUUAAUAUGGUGGUAAAAUCUCUGCAUCCUGUGUUCCUUUUCUUUCUUUGUAGGAAGCUGGAGGUUAUUUUAUAAUAAACGGUAUUGAAAAAGUAAUAAGAAUGCUCAUACUGCCAAGGAGAAACUUUGUAAGUUCACCAGCUCUUCAUCCUUUAAGCCCCAAUAUCCACACACAAAUUCCCUACACUGAUCUCCAUACAUUUUAUGAAAGGAUAAGUUGAGGUUUUGACAAAAGAUCAAAGCAUUUUUCCUUUGGUGAUCAGUUCAUCCAUUCUCAUAAACUUUUCUCUAAAUAAUGUAUGAAUAUAGUUGGGAGAAAAUUGAUUUUUACGACCGUAAGGACUUAAAAGGUUAUAUCACCAUGGAAUAGCGUUUCUUUAUAUUGUUAUGACGUCAAAACCAAUCAUGCAAUUCUGAAACUUUGGCCUCAGCCAUUACCCUGAGACCAAAAAGCCUCUGGAAGGUUUUUAAUGGACAUUUUGUAAAUUAUGUUUCAUCACUUAAAUUGUUUACUUUUGAGUGGAAACUUAUGAUUGAAGGACGAUUAAGACACCAGUUUUCUUAUCACAAGAUGCUCAAUUCUGACACCAAUGGUAAUGCUUAUGAUUAUGAUGUUGAAAAUGAGAAUUAUGAUGAUGAUGAUAAUAACAACUUUGGUCUUUUUUUAGCCAUUAGCUAUCACCAGACCAUCAUGGAAAAGUAGGGGACCUUUGUAUACAGAAUAUGGAAUACAAAUGAGAUCUGUAAGAAAAGACCAAACAGCUGUGGUGAGUAGGCUUACUUCUAAAACAUUCAUCACACAAAAAAAUCCAAAUAAUUUUCUUGUUGUAAAGUUCUCAGAAAUGUAUAGUACAAUUCAAAAGUUUUGCCAACGAGGUUUUAUUUGAAUUGUAACACCACUGGAUUUCAUCUACAGACUUAUAAUUAUUAAUGAUUUCAUUUAAUGUUAGAGUGACAAACAUAACAUUGGGAGUGAAAGGGGGUUCUCUGGAUGCUCCGGUGACCAGAGAAAAUCACUUUUGCUUGGGUAAAAUUAAUGAUGUUGUCAUCCUCAUGGCUAAAAUUCCUUUCACUGGUUACUCAAAAUACCCUAACCCCCUGAAUAAAAAUUUUCCCUAGGGAUACAAUUUGCAGACUCCCACAAUGAAAUGUGGCAGCCCCCAUCCCACACCUACCCCUAUACACAGUUGUGUGCAUGAAAGACAUGCCUUUUGAUCUAAUCAGUAGCAGUCUACUUAAUUUUCCAGGUGGGUUAGCUAAUGUAAAUGUAAUGUUUCAAGCAACAAGGACAACACAACAUGGAAAUAUUCCACUAUCCUUCACAUCAGCAAAAUGCUUUUUCUGAUUUAUUGUUUUUUUCUCAUAGAAUUUGGUUCUUCAUUACUUAUCAGAUGGAGUUUUAAUACUGUCUAUCAACUACAGGAAAGAGUUAUUUUAUAUUCCUCUUAUUUUCAUUCUGAAGGUAGGUUAUUUAACCUUUAUUGUGUUCAAAACCUGUUACCUGUAAUUUUUUUAGUGUUUUAUUUAUGUUUUUAUCAUAUUAAUUUUUCUAGUUAUCUAACCAGUAAUAAUAAGAAUAAAAUUCAGAGGGGUGCUUUUUCAGAUCAAUUGUCAUAAUUUGUUUUACAAGAUGGGUAGAUCUUCAGAGUGGGUGAUAAAUAUUCUAAAACUUGCUUACUGUGCUUUUCAGUCACAUGGAGCCACUUAAAGUUUAAAAAAAUGUAACUAGUUACAUUUUUUGCUUCUGUCCAUCAUUAUUACAGUGACUAACAAUAGACCUUGAAAAAAAAAGAAACAAUAAAAAAGGGAUCAAAAUCUACCAGUUACAGUCCACUGACAUGAUCUUUUGAACCCACUGAAGAAUACCUGACAUGUUUUCUGAGUGAUCAUCUUUCUUUUUUCAAGGCUCUGAUAAACACUACAGAUCAACAGAUUUACUGUGACCUGGUAGCUGGUGAAGAAGAUAAUACUUUCUUGAAAGAGUAAGUCACCCCUGGUUUUAGAGUGAAAGAAAACGAUCCCCAAAUUUUCAUUUUGCUAAUUGUCACAAAUGUUCACAUAAUCAUCACAAUUUAUUGCACAUGAAAAUGGCACAAUGCAAUACACUAUUGUAUUGUGGUACGUCACCCCAAAACAAUAUUUUGGGGCUUUCUUUUGACUUAAAAACACACAUACAAGUCAUGCAAAAAUAAAAUUUCAAGGCAUUCCCUGCUUUACUACAUGUUACCCCUUGGAGAACUGAAUGUCAAAGUUUAGAAAAAACAAAAGAAAACAGGACAAGUUUCAGAUCAUUGAUAUAAAAAGUAUACAAAAAAAUGAUAAUAUAAUGUGCAAAAGUCCUGCUAAAGGGGUUUUAUUUGAAUGAUCACACAAUGUAAUUUUUUCUGGACAGACCCAAAAGUCAGAACUAGAAAAGUUAGGUGUUGGACAAAUUACUGAGGUGUUUGUUUCAAAUUCUUGGAAUUUAGUAGCCUGCAAAACAGGUGCUAUGCGAGUGAUUAUACUAUUCUUGGGACUUAAUGCCAUCCCACCAUACAAAAUUGAUUUCAAGGUAGAGGAUCACAAGAUAUAGGAGAGGUAGCGGAGGGAGAGGGAAAAAACCCCUUUUUUCUCCCUACCCCUCUCCCCUUGCUCACCCCUCCUCCCUCAGUUUGUUAUUUGCCUUUAAGAUGGUGGCCUAGGGAAGGCUUGGAAAUUAUAGGUGUUUUUUGUUAAAAUGCUUCUUGUUUCUUUUUUUAGCUGUAUUGCCUCUAUGUUAAGGACAGCCCAGUCAGAGGGUGCCGCGACACAAAGGGCUAUUCUUAAUUAUAUUGGUAAGACAUCUGUGAAAUGUUCCUUGCCUUAAGCCCUUCAAUACAAGAAAAAGAAACAAAUUUCUCUUUAUAUAAUCUUAAGAUGUAAAUAAUACUGUGCAAAAGUUCUGGCAAAGAGGUUUCAUUUGAAUGGUAACACCAUAGAAUUUGGUCCACAGACUCACGCAAAAGGUAGAACCACAUACUUAAUAAAUAGUACUAUGUGAAAGUACUGCUGAAGAGGUUUCAUUUGAAUGGUAACACCAAAGGAUUUCAUCCACAGACUCAAAAGUUAGAACUACAUACUAAAUAAAUAGUACCAUGUGAAAUUACUGCUGAAGAGAUUUCAUUUGAAUGGUAACACCAUAGGAUUUUGUCCAAAGAUUUACAAGUUAGAGUAUUUUGCCAGAACUGGUAAAUUAUUGAAAUGCUCUCAUUGAUGACCAUAAAUACUGCUUUACAGUCAACUCUGCUUAAAACAAACACCAUUGCCACCAUUAGAGAGUGAAGUGAAGUAAAAAAAAUGUUAGGAACAGAUGCAAAGACUUUGUUCGUUUUGGGAGCUGUCUGUGUUACAAGUGUAUUUGUAGAGAGAUUUGACAGUAAUGCCAACUAAUAUAUUCGAUUGUCUGCUAGGUGAAAGGUUUAAAGUCAAGAUGGGCUUACCAGAAUGGUACACAAAUGAUGCUGUAGCACAAUAUCUUGUCCAGUGAGUCAUUUUUUCCUUGUUUUUAUCGCUGUGAACUGAGUAUGUGGCACUUUCAGUCAGUUUGAUUAAUUUCAAAUUGUUUGUUUUACUUCUGAAUAUCAGACAAUGUAUAUGUGUUCAUCUGGAUUCAAAUAAGGACAAGUAUAAUUUAUUGGUGUAAGUAUCAACCAGACAAUUUUUUUCAGUACUGUACCGUUUCAUCAUCAGCACGUGAUCAUGAUCAUCAUGUCAUGUCAUUGACAUCACCAUCAUCAUCAACAUCAUCAUCAACAUCCAUCCAUCCUUAUCAUCAUUAUUAUCGUUUUUGGUGAUUAUAUCCCUAAAGCAACUGCAGGUGCGUCGCCAUGAAAGAGCUGUUGUUGUCAUGACCAGCUUAAUUUACCGUUGGUUGCAUCUAAGCGUGUACACGUGACGGAAAAACAUGUUCUAAUAUUUGGUUGAAAACAAGACAUGUUUUGCUGCCGAACUGUUGAUGUUUGAGUUGGCCGUAAACGAAUGUUCAUGAAUGUUCAGGUGUAAAGUAGGUAGCUGUUUGUCAGCUUGAUUGGUUUUCGAUCAACAAAAUAUUCAUCGCAAGACGUUAAGAAAAAUUUAUGGAGUUGCAAAACUCCAGAGAAUAAUUCUUAAAAGCAAGUGUGCUGUUUCUGAGCGAGAAAUAUUACUGAAAAUUGAGAAAAAUGAAAGAUGAGCGGGACGUGCUGAUCAAGAGCAUGUAAACAACUUACCUUUGGCACGACAGUUUGCUUUAAACGGCUGUAAAACGUCAAAUGUUUGGCGACAAAACACGUCAUGUCUGGCACCCCAUUAGAACACGUUGUUUUGUCUCGCGUCCACGCUUAGAUGGAACCGACGGUAAUCAUUGAUAUAUUUCUUGGGCGCCCUAUCAGUUAAUUAUCUGAUUUGCCUACUCAUCACUUUCCAUUAUCCGUAAAUCUCUUUAUUGUAGUUUUAUGGCAAGGAAACUUUACACAUUGGCACUGGAAAAAUGCGCAGCCGAGUCAGCGGACAGUCCUAUGAUGCAGGAAGUACUGCUUGGCGGUCAUUUGUAUUUAAUGUCAUUAAAGGUAGGCCAAGAUACUGUAAAAUUCCGAAAAUAAGCCCCUCCAUGUAUAAGCCCCUCCAAAUAUAAGCCCUCCAAACCGGUAAUGCAAAAAACGCCCCUCCUAAUAUAAGCCCCCUGGGGGCUUGUACAUGGAAAAUUGCCCUCAAAUACAAAAUAAAACAAAGCAAAAACGGUAAUUAACUUCCAACUAUAAGGCUAGCCCAAUCGUGAAACGCAAAUUUCCCUCCGUAGAUAAGCCCCUCCAAAAAUAAGCCCCUCAAAAAGUGCCUUUGAAAAAUAUAAGCCCCGGGGCUUAUUUUCGGAAUUUUACGGUAGUUCAUUCGACCCCACCCAGACCAGCUUGUCAAGGCCAUGUUUAUGUAGAAUAAAAUAGCGAGCUUAAGCAACAACGACUGCCACGGCUACGAAAACGUCCCUUAAAAGGUACAGUUGCGCUGCUUCAAACUUUUUCCCGCUUAUUCCAUCUUGUUCAGUUCGUCAAAUGUUGGCAAUUUUUUCUGGAAUUGAAUUCAAAGACUGUAUCGAGGUUCAAGAAAAGAAAAAGAAAUUCGUCGCCUUGUGUUUACGUCCUCCACAAAACGUCAAAUUAGGCAUGUUCACGUUGUAGUCAUGAAGUGACGGCAAAGAAAUGUACAAAAAAUCGUGAUGCCCGUACAAAGUUAUUGUUUUGCCAAUCUAAACCUUUUGCUUUUUUGCCGUUCUCGUUGAGGUCGCCGUCGUCGUCGUUGCUUAAGCUUCAGAGUCAAAGAUGAAGAUGACUACCGAACAGGUUGUCGAAACGUCAGUCACUGUCAACAACAACAGUCCUAUUCAGGACUACGUUCAUCCGGACGAUCAAACUCAACCUACUUUUGAAAUGACUCCUGGGUUCAAACCUUUCACAGUUCUAUAAUAAUAAUGUUGCAAUAUAUGUUGCACGUUAUCAGUGCCCGUUAUACUGUAACUUAAAGUAGACACGAACACAGUUAGUUUUCAGUGGAAAAGCGCCGUUAACCUUCGUGGCGUGCAUUUGAAGGGGAAGAAGGGCUCCUGAGGCACCUUUUGCAUGUCAGCAAAGCUUUCUUUUGUUUUGACUCUUGUGCUAAUGCUUUUAGUAAAUAAUUAUAAUACUCAUUUCCACAGGAAAAAUUGGAGGUCUGGCUUUAUAACGUCCGUGCAAACUUGGAAAAGGAUAUCAAAACAAAACAAAAUUUUAAUCUUAAUGCAUGUGAGUAUUUCUGUUUUUUUGCUCUUUCCUCUCGAGAAUUUUUUCCAUGUAAAGGAUUAAGAAUCUAUGCUAUUACCCCAAAGGAACCUCAAAAUGGGUGGGUGAAAAUUUUUUGGAGGCGGGUGGGAUAGUGCGAGAGGUGACUUGUGGGUUUACGCAAAGGGUGCCACGAGAGAUCGGGACAAAAAUCUCUCAGGCAAUCUAUGUCAGCUUGCCUGUCUCUUGCUCAAAGAGAUGACUUGUUCGCGGGCCACUGUAAAGGAAGGGUUGGAGAUGUGUGGUUGUAAUUCAAGACGUUAGAUGGUUGAUUAAUUCAAGCAAGUAGGACGUUUUUAGUCUGGUAAGAAAGGAAAAGAAGUGGAAGAAGAUGACUUUGAAUCUCAUGUAAGAAGCUCCUUAAAAACUUAAUGCCAAGACAUCAAAGAAAUUAAAGCAAGUCAAGCCAAAAUACAGAAUGUCAUUCAACAGUUGAAGAAUGACGUGGCGACCAACAAGGAUGAGAUAACAAGAUAUGUGAAUGUACAGAUAAAGCGACUGUACUUAUAUCUAUUCUGCUUUCCGACUAAUUUUAUUCAUACUACAUUAUUCUGGAUAAUCUUCUUCCUUUAAGUGAUAAAAUCAACUUUCUCAUGAUAACAACUGCACAAUAGUAGUUAUCCUAGGUGUGCCCCUCUCCUCUUUUGUAAUAUAUUCCUUUAUAAAUAUUUCUUUAUGAUGUGUUAAUGUACUAGAAUUGAUAAAAAUAAAACACAAAUACAAAUACUCGGCUUUCGCUUCUAUCACAUGUUGCAGCUAAGAUUAGUAAUAUUACUGUUAUGGUUUGGAUAUCUUGAUAAUGAUGUUGGAUACAUCGAAAAUUGGAACAUCAUUUAUCUUAAAGUAUUCUUAUUGCAAAGUUGCGUAGGAAACUUGGGGGCAAAAUUCAACUCCUGAAACUUAACCUCUCGGCCUCUAAAAUGGCCGUUACAUUGAAAACGUUUUUCUUGCUGCGAUAUUGCCUAAGCAAGAAUUUAUCUUUGACUACGUUCCUCAAAUUUGUAAUCAAUUUUUCACAACUGCUGCAAGUUUUUCCCUCACUGUAAUAUUGUUUCUACAUUUACAGCUACUUUGUUACAGUCCAUGUCAAGAAGUACUAACAUAUCACAUCAGAUGGAGUACUUACUUGCUACUGGGAACCUUGUAUCAAGAUCGGGACUUGGACUUAUGCAGGUUAGAAUUGACAAAAUCCUUGUUAUAAAGUUAUCCGUGUAAUAAAGGUUUCCUUCCAACAGCAGUCUCUUGUUUUGUACCUGCUGACAGUCCAUACACUAGGGCAUUUAAGCGACCAUGGUGGUGAAAACAACAGGAGCGUCAAAAAAGCAAUUACAAUUACUCGGAUCAUGUCGCAUCGAAGGUAACUGACAUACCAAUGAAGCCUUGUCCAGAUGGGAUUUACUGGCUUCUUUGUUGCACCAUGAUUCUGAUGAUCUGGGAUCAUAAAUCCUGAUCCUACUAAUCCCUAGCUUGUUCCAGGCUCUCAGAUAGUAUAGUGCGGCACUAUCUCGGAGACUGGAACAGGCUAACUAAUCCCAAAGGAACGGAUUUCUUUGGAGAAUAUACAAAAAACAACUCGUACAUUACAAGUUUUAGUACUUUCCUUUUCCGUUAGUGUAAGUCUAACACGUGAAACUUACUAAUGUGAUAUUUUGCCGAGGACACAAACACUUAGACGAAAUUGUCUUUAUCCUUCCAACUUGAAUGUGCGCCUUAAAAACUCAACUCCUGGAAAGUUCGCCUGCAUUUAACAACUUGAGCAUGCUGGAAUUAUCGCAACAAAGGAAUGCGAAUGCACUCGACAAGUGACGUCGCUGCCGUAGGUCUAGUAGUUGCAUAAAAUCCCUACUCACUCCUGCUCUAAUAGCGACCUUAGGAAAUUACGACGGCGACGGCACGGAGAACGUCAAAAAAGCAACAGGUUUAACGAGCAAAACAACAACUCUGCACGUGCACGCUUUUUUGUACAUUUCUUUGCUGUCCCUGCUAUACUACGACGUGAAAUGACCAAAUUUUAAGUUUAUUUGAGAACUGGAACGGCAAGGCGAUAAAUUCUACCAUCUCUGUCUGAACUCUGGCGCGGUCCCCUCUCUUCAUCUCCAACCAAAAUUCUCUUCUUUUAAGUAACAAGGCGAAUUGGGAUAAUCGCGAAAACGUUUAAAAGGAUGCGAAGUCUAUUUUUCUCCGACGCUUUCAUGGACGUCGCCGUUGUCAGAUCGUAAGGUUCCUAAUGUCAUACGAAGGCCAACCCUUCAUGCAUUUGACUUUUGAUUGGUUCAUUUGAUUAUCAGCUCGUGAUGUGAUUGGCCAGAGUAACUGCCUCGUCUUGAAAACUCCCUACUUGUUUCUUGUAUGUUUUCUUAACAGACUUCUGGAUUUGCAGUGGUAGCUGACCGCCUUAAUUUCUACAGAUUUCUUUCCCAUUUCCGCUGUGUUCAUAGAGGUUCAUUCUUUGCGCAGAUGAGAACAACAGCUGUGAGGAAACUUCUUCCAGAGGCUUGGGGUAUGCUGUUGGCAAAUUGUUCUGUACGGUCAAACCAGUAUUAAGCGUUCGCCCUUGGGGAAUGGCUUACUGACUGCUUAAUUACAGGUUGACCGUUUAAUAUAGUUUUGAAGAAGGAAAAUUCGAACACCAGAAACCUCAGAAAAAAUUCCGAGCUCCAUGCCAGGUGGGAAUCGAACUCACGACCCUCCGAGUUCUAGUUCGGAUGCUUUAACCAUUGAGCUACUAAAAGCUCUCUGGCGAGCAGGGUCGAAAUCAUCCUCGGAGACCCAGGGGCAGCUAAUCGGGACUAUAGAAUGUUCAUGGAGAAAGUUUACUAUAAGACCGAUCAAUCUUAAAUAGAGGUAAAGACAAUGACAAAUAACUCUUUGGGACAUUGGAAAAGGUGACCGCGACCGUUUAAUAGAAGUGACCGCUUAAUACAGGUCAAUGUUACCGACAGUGAUUAAGGGAAACUAUUUCCGGGACUUUGGAAACUGACCGCUUAAUACCGUUUUGACUGUAUUCGUUUGUUGUUGCCCUUCCCGUCGUCAUCCGAUCUAAACGAUUUUUCGUUUUUCUUAAGGCUUUUUAUGUCCAGUGCACACUCCGGAUGGUGCACCCUGCGGAUUGUUGAAUCAUAUGGCGGCUUCUUGUCAGGUAAAUAGGGAACUUAUGCAACAGCGUUUUUGGGUGACGGACGUCAACCGGAAGUGGUCUUUUUGCAUCAUUGGGCAGUGGUUUGGUUCAAACUCUCGGUUAAAUAGUCCUUAUAAGAGAAACGAAACUUAGCAAUACAAAUUUGUUAGCAUCAAAGCAAAAACGUCUUUGUUUAAGCUCCCUAAUACCAUCAUUUACCACUUUAGAAACGAGAGGGAAACUGGGUCGAGUUGACUUUUGCAAAGACCUCUGGGACUGUUACUAGGGACAACGGAGAAAAUUGACCAAUAGCUGAUCAGCGCGUCCUCAGUAACGAUCCCAGAAACAAUUGCGGGACGCAUUUCGGCUCCAGUUUUCUUCUCGUUUCUAAAGUGGCGAAUGCACGGACUCCCUAUCAAGAGUGAUCUCUGGAUUCAUGUAUCCUGUAUACAGCCGCCCCCUCCCCUCCCCUCCCCUGAAACAAUCGGGGAAAGGGACGACGUAUCUCUCCCUUAGUUUGUGUGAGAGGAGGGCAUGGCUGUACUCAGGCGGAUCAUUAUACGUUUCUGGGAAACUAUCCACCUACCCCUCCCCUAAGCCAACAUUUUACCCUAAGUGAGAAAUAAGUGUUAGUGUUGGCUUAGUGGAGGGGUAGGUGGGCAGUUUCCCCGAAACAUAUCCUCUCAGGCUUGGUUCUAACCUGCGAUCAGGAGUUUUUUUUUCUUUUUCCUUCGUCUCCCGAACAAAAAAGGGAAGAAAGACCGCCUGAUCGCAGGUUAUCUUGGUUCAGGCCCCGCUGGGUUCAUUGCGUUUUGUUCUUGCGCAAGACACUUUAUUCUCACAGUGCCUCAUUCCACCCAGGUGUAUAAAUAGGUCCGAGCGAAUUUAAUACAGGGGGUAAACCCUGCGAUGGUGCGAUGGACUGGCAUUUUUUAGAAGUGUUUAUUUAGUCCUCAAAAUUGAGGGGAAAACUUCUAGUGGUUAAUGUGAAUGGACUUCUUCUUUGGCCUUUGUUUCUCUCCCCCCCACCUCCACCCUUAAAGGAGCAAAAUGUUUAACUGAGUUAUACACGUGUACUUUGCACUAAAUGGGUUUCCUGUGGUUUAAUUAUGUCAGGUUGUAAAUACCAUGCCACAGACAGCCCAUCUUCCCAGACUGUUGUGUUCAAUGGGGAUGACCCUGCACGACGCACCAGCCCCGGCUGAUAUCAAGUCUUGUUACACGGUGAUAUUGGAUGGCAGAGUUAUCGGCAGAGUUGAUAUGGAUCUUGCUCCAUCCCUUGUGAACAGGCUCCGUAUGUUAAAAGUACUUGGACAGGAAAAGGUACACCUAGGUUGUUUUACCAUCUACAAAAAGUUUCCGGAAAAUCCGGCUGAAAAGUAAAUGGAACACGACUUUUUUAGUAGUUGCGACGGAAAAUUUCCUGGAAUGAAAGAACUUUAUUUAAGUGUCAGAGUGUUUAGCUAGAUAUUAGCUAAUUGUGGACACUAAAACAAAAUAAAACUUAAAAUAGGGGUGCUAGGAGUGUUAAAAAUCUAUUUCAAAAUUUACAAUCAUUUUGAAGGCAGGGAAGGGUCAUAAUAAAUAUGUAAAAUCUACACUAUUCACAAAUUUAAUAUCGCUUGGUUCCAAGAAAAACUGAUAUUUAGAAUGUUCACGAAUUUAUAUUUAUUAAGUUCAAAAGUAAUAACAUUCCAUUGCAAACGUGGUUAACUGAUACAUAAGUUACAAUUGAUGCACUGCCUUCAAUAAGAAAAGUCAAGUUUUUCUUUCUAAUGUUCCAUCUAAAAUUGUCCAGCGAGGGUCAACGUUGGAAAUUCGUGUUUCACUUCUUCAAAGCCAUCUUUAAUACCAGUUUUGGGCUUUGGCGGUCGUUUUCAAAGCCAUCUUUAAUACCAGUUUCGGGCUUUCGCGGUCACUUGUACUAGUGGUAAACGCGACUUCGGGACGAAAUUUACCGGUCCUGAAUUUUCCACUUGCUUGCGGAACCAGCCAUAUAAUAGUAGAAGCAAAUAAAAGACGUUUUUGAACGGCGUACAUCAACCGGAAGUGGACUUCUUGAAUUCUUAGGCAAUGCUUUUGUCCAAUCGGGCCAAUCGUCUCUUACCCUAGGGACGACGGGGAGCUUCGUUUCGUCGGCCACAGGCCGACACGUGUUCGGCAAGGCAUAUGAAACCAGAAAGUUGAAAAGCCUUGGCACGUUAAUCGGCGUGUUAAAAGACACUUGGCAAAAGUUGUUAGCGUUAAGGCGUGUUAAAAGAAAAAGACCUUACUUCCGGUUGACCUGCUUGGCUCAAAACGCCUUUCCUUUAUUAAUGCACCGUAACAUCCAGCGCCACUCGUCUGUAAUCUGCUAAGAACUAUUUUAUGUAAAAGGUCCCUCAGAUGCUGGAGAUCUGCCUGGUGCCCAUCACAAGCGUGGCGAGUCAGUACCCUGGAUUGCACAUCUUUUCUUCUCCUGCUCGCAUGAUGAGGCCUGUUCUAAACCUGGCGGCCAGUAAAGUGGAAAUGAUUGGAACAUUUGAGCAGGUGCGUGUCUGUUCGAACAUACACUGUUUCACUCUAAACCACGACAGCUGUUCUUAUUGGAGACGGAAAUGCUCCAAUUGCACGUAUCAGAUGUUCAGAAAUCGGUUUUGCCUUCUCUUUGUGUGAUUAACUUGGAUCAUUAUACGUUUCUGGGAAACUGCCUACCUACCCCUUCCCUAAGCCAAGAUUUUGCCCCAAGUGAGAAGUAAGUGUUAAUGCUGGCUUAGGGGAGGGGUAGGUGUGCAGUAUCCCAGAAACGUAUACUUUAAACCGACCUCAGCUUGAUUUCAUUUUUUAUAGUUGCUAUAGAACGUAGGACAAGGAGCGACCCGUAGUUAAUUGCCGCAUGCCCGACCCGUAUGCCCUCAAAGUACUAGGCUCCAUUUUCGCCGCUCUGUCGGGGAAGGAGCGUGGGCUCAUUUCCCGAACAGCGGCUGGUAAUCAAGCCUACCAAAACACCUUUGUUUAUACACUGGGGUUCAAUACCCCUCUGGACUGAGUGAUGAUUUUUUCCGUGAGGAACUCAUCGGAGGAAUUACCCCGCAAGAUUCAGUACAAUGUGGGGAGAUUCCCUCCAGAGAUCCAUUGUGGUCUUCAUUGUGGUUCAUUAACUCCCCCAAGGGGUUCAACAGAGUUAUCAAUCAAGGUCUCUGUUCUGAGGGUCGCAGAGAUUUCUGUCCUUGAAGAAUUCAUAUUAUACACAUCUAUUUGUAACUUUAAUCUACUUUAAUUGCUUGCAGUAAGGUGAGGGCUAGGGCUUGGGAACACGUCUUGAUGUCUAUCAUAAAUGGCGUGAAUGUCAAUUGCGUGCAUUUCUGGACAUAAUUGCUUGAAAAUGAGUUGUAAACAAAUGAGAUUCUUUUUCGUAGGUUUACAUGAAUGUUGCUGUGGUGAAAGAAGAAGCCCAUGAGGGGGUAUGUUAGAAGAACAGUUCCCAUAUAAUAGGAAAAUAUGUGCCGUUAACGUCAGUCUUUUAUUUUCCAGUGAUUUUGUUACAAAUAGUUAUGGUGAGUCCUGGGACUCGUGUAGUCAAAAAUCGCGAGUCUCUGUCCAUAACCAUUGAGUAUCAGUUCAAAAAAACAAAGUCCUAAAUUGAAAAUGCUUGAGCCUUUAUGUAACCAGACAGUUAAUCUGGAGACAGACACCAGAACUCUAUUUAUUACAGUUAACUGAAAUUAAAAUAUAGUCCUUCUACAUAUUUAAAGAACAAAAAAGACUAAAAUAAAUAUGCAUCUUUAAACAACAGUCCGCACAGACAUCGCACGCACAGGAUAUUUUACCAAGAAAUCUUCAAAUCGAUCGAUCGUUCUUUGCGUCCUACGGGACGCAUUUCAUGAGUUAUUUUGCGUCUUUGGAGAUUUUUAUGCGUCAGGGACGCAGGACGCAUAGGUAACAAAAUCACUGUUUUCUGGCUUUUUUCCUUUUUGAAAAAAACAACAAUUUUUUAUUGUAAUCUCAAUGUUAAACUUAUUACAGGAAACAACUCACCUUGAAUUGAAGCAGACGAGUAUGCUCAGCGCUGUUGCAAGCUUAACGCCAUUCUCGGAUUUUAACCAGAGUCCUCGUAACAUGUACCAGUGUCAGGUGAGUUUAUUGAUUGAAACGUCAAUUGUUCUGGGGAUUUGCAAUUGAGUGUCGGCACGCAAAACACAUAACUCAACAGCAUGGCCAAUCACAGCACACGGACUUAUCCAAAGAACCAGUCAGUACAAAACAAGAUGAUGCAGCCUCGUUCCCAGUCGUCCUCGGCAAGUUUAGAUGUGAUUCACUCGUCAACCUUAUCUCAGCCUUGUGGAAAGAACAUAAUCACAUAGACCAUAAGGCACGUUGCUUACCCCCCUAAAUUUUGCAUAUCCAUUGUCUUCGAUUUCUCUUGGGACGACUGUAAUAACCAGGAGAAAUUGGAAACAAUGGUUAUGCAAAAUUGUUGGGGGAAGGGGGGUAAUUCUGAUCUAUGUGAAAAUGGUGAAGCAAUAAUAAAUAGGCGCGUGCAAAGAUGGCGGGCAUCGUGAAUAAGGUCUGUUCGCCAAAAAGCUUCUCAGAGCAACUCGGAAAUGGGCGGAUUUUUUCGGCAGACUCAUAGAGUAAAACCAGACGUAGUUAAUCGAAAAAGCGAUAAUCGAUAUCAAUCAUUGAUGAAACUCGAUUUCCGAUAUCGAUCGAUAGAAAUCGAUGAAGAAAAAAGUUAACUUCGAUUAAUAUCAAUAAUUUUCCGAAAGAAAUCGAUGAUUUUCGAUAACAAUCGAUUCCUAUCGAUUGUUAUCGAUUUUUUUAAUUGAUAAUAAUUGAUAAAUUAUUUUUCCUGUGACUUCGAUUUCUAUCGAUUUCCGAUAUCAGUCGAUAUUAAUCGGCGGAUUAAAUCGAUUAAUAUCAAUCAUAUCGAUUGAUUUUCGAUAUCGAUUUUUAUCGAUUAACUACUGGAGUAAAAAUGGCGGUGUCUGUCUCAAAAGUGGGUAUAAAAUCAGUCAGUUUCCUUGACCGCUAUCUUAGCAAGACGGACGUGUUUUUCUUGUUGUUUAGAUGGGAAAACAGACAAUGGGGACACCAGCUCAAGCACUAAAGCACCGCGGUGACAACAAACUCUACAGGCUACAGGUCAGUGUACACGGAUAUCAUACUAAGAAUAAAUUACAGGGUUCAAAAGUAGAAAGGAAUAGCCGUUACUUUCAUAAAAUACAUUGGCUUACUUGUUUAUGCCACUUCAUAUUUAUACAGACCUGCCAACUCUCACUACUCUGUCUUGAGUCUCACGAUUUUGUGUCUUUUCUCACGGCCCCACGACAAGACUACCAAUCUCACGGUUUGUGAGGAAAAUAUCAUUCUGAAAUUAAAUGUUACCUUGCUGCAAAAAAGGAAAUUUAUUGAUAAUGCUUUACCAUAAACGAAAGUGAUCAACUAAUAAAAAUUAACACUCUUCUAAAUACUUACCGAGCUGUAGGAUUUGUGCUUCUGUUUAUCGUUAAGGCCUCUACUUAGUACUAUAGAACAGAAGUUAACCAUUAAGAUUUAAAGAACAAUUAAAUAUAAUUCCCCCAAUGGAUAAAGGCCGGAUUUCGUUUAAUCCUGAUCAGGAAAAAUAUAGAAUCUCGCUACUUUAGUAGAAUCUCCCGGUUUUUUUUCAUGAGUCUCCAGAUUUUCCUUUAUUAGGGGUUGGCAGGUCUGUUUAAAAAUGAUACGCCUUGGUUUUGUCCUUAAUAUUCAACAAAAUGAACAGUAGACCACCGUGACGCAGUCCCGGGCACUUAAGCAUUUUUCGUUUGCUCUAAACGUUCCAUUGUGCCAUAAAACAAAUAACUUUCGGUCUAAUUAUUUUCAUACUAAGUGCUACUACUCGUGUAACACCUCUUCUAUUUCGCUUUAGACUCCUCAGUCUCCUCUGGUUCGACCUGCCGCUCAUGACGAGUUUGCUGUCGACAAUUAUGCCCUUGGAACAAAUGCCGUUGUAGCAGUUAUUUCAUACACCGUAAGUGAAACACAAUGUGGCGGAUCCAAACCUGCAGAUUAGGGAAGGGGGGCGGUCAUUCAGACCCUGAGAUAAGGGGGGGGGGGGGUCUGGUCUCAGAAAAAGUUUUUUUCGCCCUUCGGGCCUCAGUUUGGUCUAAAAAUAAGGGGGCCGGGGUGCUCCUCUGGAUCUGUCACUGUAAAUUGACUUUUGGUGUCGACUUAAAUAUUCCAUUUAAUAGUUGUAUUUCAUUUAAACUUGCACACUACCAGACAACGUCCAAAUGUGUAAGAACAGAAAAGUGUCCAAAGGAGAUGUGUAGAGCCUUUCUGUCGAGACAAGCUCUGGAAUUUACCCUCCCCUCCCCCCCCCGCCUCCCCCCACGAUUAUGCAGUUUGGGGGUCCAUAGCUCAAAUAGCCCUUAUGCAUGUUUACGUCACACAAGCAAAUUUCACCACCAAGCCUCGUUUUGAAAUUAAAAAUAAGUCGAAUUUUCACAGAAAUGAAUUCCCAAGGCAGUAGAGUUGAAAAGAAUACCCACGCACAAAAAGUGCAAAUGCAAAAAAUUUUGUUCACAAACGAGGCUUGUUGGUGAAAUUUACUCGUCUGACGUAAUCAUGCAUAGGGGCUAUUAUUUAACAAGCGAUGUUCUUUUUCUGUGCCAAAAUUGACGCUUUUUCCUUAAAGCCCAAAAUAUUUUGUACCAUUCGCCUCUUUAGAAACAAGAAGAUAACUGGAGCUGAAAUGCGUCGCGCAAUUGUUUCUGGGAUCGCUACUGGGAACGCGCUAGUCAGCUAUUGGCCAAUUUUUUCCCUGUCCCAGUAGACAGUCCCAGAAGUCUUUGCGAAAGUUAAUUUGGCCCAGUUUCCUACUCGUUUGUUAAGCGGCGAAUUCUGGAGAACUAUCUGCCGUAUUUAGUUUUUCUUUUGGCAUGUUUUGCAGGGAUAUGAUAUGGAAGAUGCAAUGAUUCUCAAUAAAGCUUCCUUUGAGCGUGGAUUUGCCCAUGGGACGGUGCUCAAGUGUGAGGUAUUAUAUUGUGCUUUUUAUUGAAAAAAAUUAAUGUCUUUUAUGCUUGUGCGCGCGGUUAUUUUUGUCUCGAUAUUAAAUAACGUCACAAAAUUUUACUGAUGUUUUAGGUGUAAAUUGUCAAUUCUUUGAAGUUAAAAUGACCUCUCUUGUACUUGUUAUCCCUGUUUAACACGGAAUGUCUAACUAUUUGUUGGAUUUCUUUUAACGAUUAUAAUUCCUUCCGUCGGCGUCUUUUAGUUGUCUGUGUUAUACAUUUACAGCUGUUUCCGAUAACACGCGACCUACGUUGUCAGAAACGUUCAGGAUUUGGGGUUUUUCUGCGACGUCAAUCAAACCGUUACCAUAGCAUGCAGUCCUUGCUUGUUAAAUAAAAGCGGUAAUAGCGAGCCGAAGCUGCAAAAUUAAAUGUUGAUGGGAACCUACCGAUUCGUUUUUACCCUCCCAUAUCUGUGUUUCUUCUGGAUUUGGAGGCUCUAGAGGAACAAUUUCGCCUAGGGAAUCUAAACUUGCCAUUUUUCGGUACGAAGGUAAAAAAAAAACUUGAGAGCUAAAACGUGAAAACACGUGAACACUGAAGUUCAGAAGCAAGGAACCUUGAAACACAGAAACACACGAAACGGAUCGAAAUCCACUAAUAACAAAUUACAAACCAUGAUCUUUUAAACCCGUUGAAGUAAACUUCUGUUUCCAAAGAUGUCCGGACGGCAGCUAAAAACGCAAUUAUUUUGGUUGACAGAAAAACGCAUAAAAACCCAAAAUCCAAAGACGUUUUUGAUAUCGCAGGUGCCUUGUUAUCCGAAACGGCUGUAGUUUAUUUUACUACCAAGAGUGUAUGCUAAGAAACUUGUCAUUUUGUUCCUUUUCUCCAGAUAGUGGAUCUUAAUAAAAUAGCUGGAACCGGCAAAAAUUCAAGUCUAAGAUUUGGUAAGAUGAAUCAUUCUCAGUAUCAUUUACUCACUUUUUUUGAAUGGCACAAAACACCUAGCACGAAACUCCGGGGAGAGGGGGAGGAGGCAAGAAAACCAAAGAUACCGUAAAUCGUCUAUUUAGCCCCCCGGGGAGCUUAUUUAUUUCAAGCCCAUUUGAGGGGGGCCUUAAUAGAGACAGUGGGCUUAUUUGAGGAGGGGGGGGGGGGGCUUAUUUAAUUUAGAAAGGACGACGGUAUCAGUUCUCCAAAAAAACUAUAAUACAAAGUGGAGAAGCUCAAGAACAAGAAGGUUGGAAUAAAAAAACUUCCAGUUUAAAUUUGCCUAUGACUUUUAGAUCAUAAGUUGUUUCGAUAGUUUUUUUAAACAUAGUUUAGUUUAAUUUUAUUUUCAAAUAGUUUUUAGAUAGUUUUAAUAUUUCCAGAUUAUUUUUAAUCAAUAUUUCCUUUAUCAUGGUUAAAUUUAUAUAUAUAAUAUCUAUUUGCUUUUAUGCUCUUAUAUUUUUAUUGUAUAUAACCAUGUAUUUUAUUAUGUUUUUCUUAUACCUUUGUAACGCGCAUUUGAUCAUAUACAUAUGCGAAUUUGCGCGUUAUAUAUAAGUAAUAAAAUGCAGUCUCCUUUCUCCUCCUCAAUCAUGAUGUCAAAAGGAGGCUCUUCUCGCAGUUUGGGUCUUUUGCUACCAUGCGUCUGUUUAGACGAAACGGGCGCAUAGAUAUCCAUUUAAUUGGGGAUGAAAUGGGUAGGCUGUGAAGAGGUUUAAAACUAACUGAAGAGAGGUAACUUAGCGGUGUUCAUUCUAUAUCGGUCAAUUUUGUUCCGGGGUGUUAUCCCUUCCACUACCGCUAUAUUCGGCCAGAAAAAAGAUACCCCUGGAAAUCGAGUUGCCCUAUUGAACGAACAUUAACAUAUGGUGUUAAAUAGUGUAAUUAGUUCAAGGGUAUUAGAUUUCUGUGGCUUUCCAUUGGAGGAACUAACUUGUUCUUUAUAUUUUGUUGUUAAAGGUUGUCUUCCUAAUGAUGAUCGGGUCCAGGGGUUUCUAGACAUUGAUGGUCUUCCGCCAAUUGGCGCCAAACUAGAGACAGGAAACCCUUAUUACUGGUAAGAAACUGGUAUAACUAGAAUGAAACUUGACAGACUGGUAGUAAACCGGUAUGUACUAGUUAGAUUGUUGGGUAUUGACAAAUAACCUAGUAAUUAAUGAUUAGCUGUAUUUGCUUCUUAAAGUGUUCAUGGCCAGAGCAUGAUGACAUCAUAUUGUGCGUGUCAUCUGAUUGACUCAGUGUAAAGCGUCACGUGGCUUCAGGCAGUGUUUUAUUGUCUGUUAGUCACAAGGCGUCAUUGCUUUAAGUCAGCAUGAUAAAAUGUGAAGUCUGAAUCUGGUCUUUGUGAUCUUAUUUUGCAAAACCUAAACCAAACUAUUGGUACAACAUUUGAUUAAAGGGCCCUUUGCAGAAUACGGUCACAUCGUACAAAAAACACCUUGCUGGAAAAAAACACUGCUGGAUGGUCCCAAACAUCCACAGACUGUUAGAACCUUGCAUAAUAAAAGCAAAGGAUGUUAGCUUUUUUUGGAACGAUGAAAGCUUUCUUCAUCCACAAACUCAAAAGUUGGAAUCACCUUGUACGGCAUUAUAAACAGUUUGUUUUUCAUUUACGGCAUUAUAAACAGUACCACAAGAAAGUAGUGCUCAGUAGCUUUCAUGUGAAUGGUCGCACUUUAGGCUUUCAUCCACAAACUCAAAAGUUGGAAUGUACUGUCGCUUUCACUUUUUGUCACUACAGGAUUCAAUCCCAAAUCAAAGGUUAAAACAUAAUAAACGUUACCACAGGUUAAAACUGCAGCGGUAUAGUAGAUCUUAUUUGAAUGUUAAAAAGUAAAGAUUUAGUCCAUAGAAUUGAACUUCAGAUCACAUUAUACAAGUCAUUUAUCCUUGUUUGGGUUUUUUGUAGUUACAUUGAUGAUAACACUGGCAAGGCAGUCAUAAAGAAAUAUAGCAGCUUGGAAAACGCUGUAGUUGACGACGUAAGAACCUUUUGUUGUUCAGUACACGUUCUGUUUAAGUUCUGUUUUAAGAAAGACUCCCUCGUCCUUUUGAAUGCGUUUGCUAUCUUUUGUGGUUGGCUGUAGGUAAAAAUUCUCGGUAAUGAUGACGGUACUGGAACACUUCAGAGAGUUUCUAUUAAACUGAGGAUUCAGGUCAGUCUAUUAGUUUGUUUGUUUAGUUUUUAGAAUAAACAAAAGCAAGAAUGUGCGUGAAGAAAACCAAAAUCCUAUGAAUGAGACGCAGACUGCGCGUUCUUAAAAUGAGGGCUAUCUGGAGAUUAAGAAGAGAAAAAACUACUUUGAAAAAGAGUAGAAAUGCACGCGGAGCGUGACCUUAACUUUCUCGCGUUGUUUGGAGAAAGGGCUGUUUUGUCCCGGGAAGGGGAGUUCUUAUAUAAUAGUGAUGGGGAUGCUCGUCGUCUCGCCUUUGGGUGUAAACGGCAGAUUUUCGUCUCACUUAGGGUGUUUGGGAUGGAAAGUCACUACAUUUGCCCAUACCGGUAUCGCUUAGUACUGUUCUUAAAGAAAUUUACAGAAUAUACAGAAAAUGCCCCGACACUGACCACACAGAAAUCUCCCUUAGGGGUCAGCUUAAGCUUUAGCCACACCCACAUUGGUCUCCUUUGGGAGUUUAAUUUGAAUUUUUGGACGAGGCAUCUCCGUCGGCCUUUAUAUAGGAGUCCCCCCGGGUGUUUUGUGUUCACAGUAACUGGCCCAAACUGUUGUGUUGUCCCCGCCAUAUCUGGCGAAGGUUAUAAGUGCCAUUAGUUCAAAAUUUUGCUGGAUAAUGCGCGCGGAUAUCUUACGAGGUGCGUAGUGCUUUUCCAAGCCUCGUAGAAUCGAGGAAAUAUUCGAGCUAUGAGUAAAAUGUCUCAGGCUCGCGCUAUAUUAUGUGCUAGUGAUGGUUUUGGAAUUCCUGAGCAUUUUAGUGGUAUUGCUAUCGUUUUCAGUCCCGACUCGCAUCAUCUUGUGGUACAAUUUUUUAUUAUUUCAGAGAAACCCGAUUAUAGGAGACAAAUUCUCCAGUCGACAUGGACAGAAAGGAAUUUGCAGGUAUGCAAUAUACGGUAAUUCUGUUCAAAUUAACUUCUCCUUAACUAAAGGUGAAUGCACUACAACCUGUGACAUGGAGAAAGUAGCUGUGUAAAUGAACAAACUACACAACCAAGAAAGCAUUCCUAUUCGUUCCUUAAACUCCUUUAUCAUGUGUUAACCAAUCAUAGCUUGCAUAGUGUUUUCAUCCAAUUAGAUGUUAGUGACAAAUUUUGGCGUUACAUAUUUUCCCGCCCUUUUCGCGGGCUGCUUACUUCUUAAACCCACUCUGAUUGGUUCUUCUAAUUUUUCUAUUGCGCUUUCCUUUUUCUUGCAGUCAAAAAUGGCCGAUUGAAAACAUGCCAUUUACAGAAUCAGGAAUGACGCCAGAUAUAAUUUUCAACCCUCAUGGAUUUCCCUCGCGUAUGACAAUAGGUAAGAGAUCGUUUCUCUUCAUCACAUCGAAGAUCAUCAGACGACGUGAAUUACCCAAAGCUCAAACGAAGAUAUUAUAUGCAAUAAACAAAUAUAUGAUAAGUAUGAUAUAGUAUGAUGUGAUAUGAUAUAUGAUAUAUGAUAUAUGUAAAUGAUAUAUGAUAUGAUAUGAUAUGAUAUGAUGAUGCCAAAGGUGUCAGGAGCCUUAAAUAGGCCUCUGUAGGUGUUAGUUAUAAAAAAACAAGCGAAUUCACUCUGUGGAGGUGCCCCUUGCUCCUCCUCCUCCCUCACCCCCCACCCACUUUGACUGGGGGUUGUUAGUUUUGGUUAGUUUUAAACAAGAUGGCAGGUAAUUUUUUUAAGAGUUCUUGAAACACAGCCAGAAAAGUUCACUAUAAUUAUAGCUGUCGGUUUCGGUUUACGGCUAAAUAUAAUGGCGUUUACCCCAGAACACCCUAAGUUAGGCGAGAAUCCCAAAUUUACCCCCCUAAGCGAGACGAAAAGCAUCCCCGCCCCGUUCAUAUGGAAGUCCCUCCCCCGGGAUUUCUCUAACUGCAAGACGUAUAUGUUUGUUUUCUCUUCCGCAGGAAUGAUGAUAGAAAGCAUGGCAGGCAAAUCGGCCAGUCUCAAUGGCACGGUGUAUGAUGCUACACCGUUCACAUUCUCAGAGGACGAUCCUGCCGUGGAUUACUUCGGAAAUCUCCUCAAACAAUGUAUCUUCUACGCUUCUUCUUUCUUUAGUUGAUCACUUCAAAUGAGUAUCGCUGAAGAGGUUUUCACCAUAACAUUUCAUCCACAGGCUCAAGGAGUUUUGUUUUAUUAAGAAGAGACUCUUUUGCUUUUAACAACAACAAAUUUUUUUGAAAUUCAUUAUAUAACUAAUUAUUUUCCCACCCUUAAAUAGCUUAUUAAUGAACAAGGCGGUGGAGGAGAUAUUAGAGGGAUUCACGUUUACGCCAAAGGACACGUGAAUUUAGUUUUACAAUAUUUUCCGUUUAAGGUUCAAAAUGUAGUUUUAUAGAUGAUUCUGAGAAAAACAUCACGUUUGCCGUUAAAAGUAAACGUGAACACUCUAUUUACAAUACAGGUAAAUUAGAGAAUAAAAACAAUAAAAGAACAAUAAAAUAAAAGAAUAAAGUAAUAUAAACGAAACGAAGAAAUAACGAUUACGACUAAGAUAAUGUGUUAAACUCAGGCAUAGUGUACGACAGGACGAAACGCAUAAACGAAAGCCAAGAGAACAAUAAAACAUUCGAUUUAAGAAAGAAGCAAACUUAAGGAAGCACAUUCAACACACGUCUGUUUAUCUUGGUCAGCUCGCGUGACUACGGAACUCCUUUAUUUGGAAAAAUCCGUCAACACCGCUGAAAAGAGCGCUUUAAUGUUAGUAUACUUGCCAAGUUUGAAAGUGAUUUGUCUGAAGCGAGCGAAGAUAUUCUGUGUUUUCCCGACGUGGUCAUCUAUGCAAAUUUUUGGAACAGACGUUUGUUUACAUAGGAAAAAUUUCCCACAGGACUGGUUUGGGACACCAACAUGGCCGCCGUUUCAUUGUUUUGGUCCCAAGGCCUCAUUAUUGAACGCAUACAACCGUUGCGUUUCGGGUCACGUGGUCCGAGAGGGCCUGGGAAGACGCCGUACACUGGCUAGGCAAGGUUAUAUCUUCGUUACUUUGCAACAAGUGUCUCUAAAACUUGGUGUAGUUACUAUUUUAGGCUCUCUUUCGGGUGUUGUCGACGAAUUUUCACUAACUGAUCCAUGUAAAGAGUUGAAAAACCGUGGAUGGGUCUUUUAAAUGCCAGCCCCGUUUUUCGCGUCAAUAAAUAUGGAGUUUUCCCUUUUUUUCCUAGCUGGUUACAACUUCUAUGGCACAGAAAGGAUGUACAGUGGGACAGAUGGCAGAGAGUUUGAGGCAGAUAUCUUUUUCGGAAUUGUUUAUUAUCAACGGUUGAGGCACAUGGUGGCCGAUAAGUAUCAGGUACCCAGCCCUCCCCUCCUUUCCUCCGUUGUCCUCCCCCAUUCUUGUUUGAGUUUUGCACCAUGCCAUGGAUGAUGACGUCAUGUUUUGCGUGUCGUUUGUUUGGCUCACAAGGUUGAGUCACGUGGUGCACAGUGCAUGCUUUUACUGGAUGUCAUUCACUGACAUUUCUGGCGUUUGUCGGUACUCAUAAAUUCGCAUGGCUUUCAAAUCAAAUAACCUACUUUAUACUAGCCUUUCUAUAACUAUUGCGUUGUUCAGGUGCAUCAGGCUGGAAAGUCACUGUAGCUUUCAUUUGAAUGGUCACACUUUAGAAUUUAAUCCGCGAUCUCAAAAGUUUGAACAAGCCUCGUAAGGCGUACUAAACAGUACCACAGGAAAGUACUGCUCAGUAGCUUUCAUUUGAAUGGUCACACUUAAGGAUUUCAUCCACAGACACAAAAGUUAGAACCACCUUGUACAGCACAACAAACAGUACCACAGGAAAGUACUGCUCAGAAGCUUUGACUUGAAUGGUCACACUUGGUAUUUCAUCCGAAGACUCAAAAGUUAGUACCACCUUGUACAGUAUAAUAAACAUUAACACAUGAACGUACUGGUAAGUAGCUUUCAUUUGAAUGGUCACACCGUAGGAUUUCAUUCGCAGACUUACAACCAAGAACCACAUCGCACAGGAUAAUAAAGAGCACCAUAAGAAAGCUAGAGCGUUUAUUUGUACGGUUACAUUGUGGUCUGCCGUUUAAAGAAGAAAACAAAGUUAACACUUGUUUGUCAAAGUCAAAAGUGUGGUUGACAAUGUGCGACGAUUCAAGUUGUCUUUUUUUUAUUUUGUUCGUUUAGGUUCGAACAACAGGUCCAAUAGACAUUUUGACUCACCAGCCAGUACAGGUAACGGAAAAAAUGUUCAAUAUUAUCGUUAGUUAUUAUCAUCAUCAUCAUCAUCAUCAUCAUCACCACCACCACCUUUGUUAAUUAUUAUUUAGUUUUAUUUAUAAUGGUAAUUGAACUGAGUGGAAUGCAAUUUGGUCUGAAAUCAUACGCGUGAUUUCAAAAUUGAACGAGCGCGCAGCGCGAGUUCGGUUUGAAAUCACAAGUAUGAUUUCAGACCAAAAUUGCAGGACACGAAGUUCAAUUACCACUUUAUUACAUCCAUUUUGAAAUCGCAAAAUUUAGUCAGUACUAAUAUUUUAUUGAUCAAGUAGCCGGUUUGUUAAAAAGCCGAAACAAAAAGGCUUUUACAUCUCAUUUUGUCUUCGAAACAGAAAUGAUGCGAUAUAGAACAAAAAUGGUGCGAUUUAAAGCAGAAAUGAUGCGAUUUAGAACAUGAAUGACGCGAUUUGGAACAGAUGCGAUUUAGAGCAAAAAAUGGUGCGAUUUAGGAAUAAAUCACACUGCUGAGAGCCAAUCAGAUUGCACGGAUAGCCAGUGAUUUCAAAGUGGAUGUAAUAAAAGUCGUUCUUUUUGCAUCAUUGGAUUUUGGUGGAAGUAUUAUUGUGGUGGUAGCAAAAUAAAAUAUCAAACAGUUACUUCUCCUUUUGUCACACAACCCACUAGUACGUGCUGACAUCACUUUAUGCGUGUCAUCUGAGUGGCUAAGGGCAGCGUGUCACGUGAUAUUAGCCAGUGUUUUAUUGGUUGUUAUCGUGGGACACACUGUGUUCAUUGGUCAUUAUGUUAACACCAACAGUCUGACACUGGACACUCUAUAAUAUGACUUAGCAUAAGAUACAUAACUAGAGGUAAUCAUUGGUUACGGAUCCGCGUUCGUCACUUACGGAAAAAUUACGGAAACGAAAUCGAGUCGAAAGGAGUCCAGUUUCCCAUCAGAGGUGCCCCUGAUAAAAUUAACAGGGGCAGCUAAUUUGCAGUCGCCCGUGAUAGCUGGAAAAUUUCUGCUUUAGUGCCACAGGAACACCAGAUAAGGAUGCGCUCUGAAGAAAGUUUGCUCUACUUCGCCUCUCAUGAGGCAACCGUAGGCCCCAUCUCACAAGACUUGCACAUAUAAUAAAUUCUGUGCGAUGUUAAAGAACCCGCGCACUUUUGGCAAUAAGUAGGGACGUAGUCCCCGAUGUGGUGGUCAGUCUCGAAUUCACACUCACAUGGGAACAUCAUUACUCAUCCCUUCAUUACUAGUAAACUGUACCAUAAGCAGUCUGGCAAAAGUCCCUCGACCAGUGUAGUAAAUUAUCCCUUAAAAGCCAUGAGGGGAGUGGAUAAUAAGAUAUCCACAAUUUACUUUGUGUCAGGGUCGUAAAAGACAAGGUGGUAUUCGUUUUGGUGAAAUGGAGAGGGACGCUCUGCUGGCACAUGGAACAUCUUUUCUCUUGCAAGAUCGCCUCAUGAACUGCUCGGACAGAACAGUGGUAAGAAAUGUUCGUACAAACAGAGAGUUUAAGCUUCACGUAUACGGCAAACGGCACUAACGGCAGAUUCAAGAUGAGAAUUUCUCAAAACAGAAAAUGAGCAGACGAAAACAGCUGAAAACAAUUCUUAUGGAUUAAAAAAAUUACGUCAAACUUCUAAUUUAUGUGUAGGAAUAAUGAACAGUAAACGACAAGUAAAGAGGAAACUUGGUCACGUGGUACAAAUUCGUGAUGCUUAAUCUCUCUAUUACUUUAGCCAGUGACCACCAUCAAUUUUCUCCGAACAAUAUCUAUGCAUCUUCAAGAGAAAAGAUUACGAGAACUGAUAGAAUGAUAAUCAGACAGAAAAUUAUUGAUUUUUUAUUUUUUUUUUAAUCAGAUUCUCUAAUUAUAAGAAAUAUUUUGGAGACUAUUCUGAGGUUUUAUGUGGAUAUUUGGGCUGAAAAGGUUAAGAGCAGUUUCACGAACCCGUGCUCUCGCGAGUGCGCACUAUUCCGUAGGUUCCGAAGAUUUCCGAAAUUCACCAGCGACACGUAGUGACGGGGGACAAUAAGAAUAUAAAAAACAACUGUAUUCCAGUUUUAGGGCCUGUUUACAUGGAGGUGGGGUAACCCGCCUGUCCAUAUAAUCUCUCACAUGGUCACCCUACCUAUCACAUAAACGUGAUAAAAUUAAAAUGAGAGAUAUGGACAGGAGGGUCACCCCACCUAAGUGGGUUACCUCACCUACCUGGGGUCCCCCGCCUCCAAGUAAACAGGCCGUAAGUGUAUCGCACUUUAAACUUUAAUUACAAGAAAACGUAAAAAGAUCGAUCAUGAAGAGCCUUGUCUUGUCAAACAUGCUAAAGAGUGCCUAAGGGCUGGUAAACAAGGGCGACGUUUUAGCGAUUUAAGAGAAAUUCAUAGUCUAUUACGGCACAAUUUUCAUAUUACUCGCCAAUAUUCAUAUAUCUUAAACCUUCUAUCUCCUCCCCCAGGGUCAGGUCUGCACAAAGUGCGGAAGCAUACUCUCCCCUCUCCUGGACAAACCCGCCGUGGAAGUGGCAGCUGCGGCUGCGCACAAAGAGCGCAAGUGGACUUGUAAAGUUUGUGAAAGCACGGAACAUAUUCAGCUGUUAGCAUUCCCUUACGUGUUUCGCUAUCUUGUGGCUGAACUUGCUGCGAUGAACAUCAAGGUCGCGUUGGAAGUGAAGCGAGUUGGAAGUGAGUGAAUUGUACGUGUAAAAAAGCCGCGUGGAAAAAGGCUUACUCCAAUGCGGGGGGCUGUUACCCCGGUGAUCAGGAAUACGUCAUUGUGUAAACGUCAUAAAGUCUCCCAUGGGGUUAUGAGCUACAGAACAAAAUACAACCCGUGGAGGAUCAAGCUGAACGUCAAAUUCGCUUUGGAUGUGGAGCGAGUUGGAAGUGAGUGGAUUUUAAAUUUACAAGAGGAUACAAGGAAAAUGGUACACUCCAAAGGGGCGAGUCUGUUACCUUAGUGACAAGGAAUAUAUAUGACAUUGUGUAACCUCAAAAAGGGUCUUAAGGGUUUGAGUCAUGGGAUCUUAUAGUACCCGUUGAAGAACAAGACGUGUAAAGAGUCAGAUUUGAAGGGAUUAUUUCCAGGAAAAUGAUGACUCGCUUUAAGGUGUGCUUUAAGAACAAGUUUGCUUAACAUUCAUACUUUGGGCGAUAAGAGGUGAGGGUGAGAAUAAGUUUAAUGUCGACAUGAAAAUGAAAACUUUGUCCAUGAAAACGUAAAAGCGAGAUUAUCAGUUACUUGUUCCAGCAUUCGUACAGGUCAUGGAAAACCUGGAAAGUCAUGGAAUUUAAGAAUUUCAUUUUCAAGGCCUGGAAAUUCAUGGAAUUUCAUUGACGGUCCUUGAAAGUCAUGGAAAAUUAAAGUUUUGUUUGGUAAAUGGAAAGUCAUGGAACAUGAUUUGAAGAACUCUGUGUUCGGCAACUCCAGGGUGUGGCUUUGACACCUUGCGGAUCAUGGAACAUUUCAGCAUGACAACCAGAGAUGUGGACGUGAAAAGCUACACUAGCAAUAAGAGUAAUUGAAAUGCUGAGGAAAUCCUAUGUGGGGCAUCAAACUAAGAGAGUAAAUUUUUUGAGUUAAAUGAGACGUAAGCUUUUUGGUUGUAGCGUAACGAUUUAUACAGUUGUCGCCACGGGAUGACGUCAAGCUGCCGUUGGGUGCCAGCCCAAAAUGUAUUUUAAAACCCUUCAGUUCCCAAGAGUGACUAGCAUCAAUUUUCUUUUAACAUCAUCAGCAGAUCAUCAAGAGUAAACAUUAUGAAAAUUACUCAAUUGAUUACCAAGGGGAGAAUGCUUUUAUCUUACACCAAAUUCUCCCAACUGUUCUUUAAAGAAAUGUAUGGAGAUCAGUCUGGAGAAUUUUUAUAUGGAUCUUGGGGCCUUAAGGGUUAGUGAAUUGAAUGAAGGGGGUGAUAUCUUUUGUAGUUUGCCACCUUUAAAUGAUCGCCCAAUGCUUUCAAAAUGUAAGUGCAUUAGAAACAGCUACCACGUUUUACAGAGUAGAAGUGCCAUGAGUUCAUAGAGGAUCAAAGUCAUUCAACUCACACGAGAUUGACAACAGUAUGUCAGAAUCAGAGAUUUUAAUCACGUUAGUUUAUAGAAAAGGGC